Molecule: messenger RNA, 1509 nt
Organism: Abrus precatorius (Indian licorice)
Lineage: Eukaryota; Viridiplantae; Streptophyta; Magnoliopsida; Fabales; Fabaceae
Product: premnaspirodiene oxygenase-like
Exons: 2
Coding region: 1-1509 (502 amino acids)
Molecular function (GO): iron ion binding; heme binding; monooxygenase activity
Source: RefSeq, a predicted model, not a curated record
AUGGAGCAUAGCUUCUCAUUCUUAACCUUUCUUGCAGUUUCACUGAGCUUCAUCCUUCUCCUCUCGUGGAUUUUGAAACUGGGAACAAGAUCCGAAGUCACAUUGAUAAAACCAUUGAACCUUCCCUUAGGGCCAUGGGAGCUUCCUCUCAUUGGAAGCAUACAUCACCUAAUUGGGUCUCUACCCCAUCAUCGCUUGAGAGAACUAGCCCAAAAAUAUGGCCCUCUCAUGCACCUAAAACUUGGUGAAGUAUCAACCAUUGUGGUUUCUUCUCCAGAAGUUGCCAAAGAAGUGUUGAAAACCCAUGAUGCCAUCUUUGCUCAAAGACCCCAUCUAAUUGGUGCAGAUAUCAUGUGUUAUGGUUCCACUGAUAUAUCCACUGCUCCAUAUGGAGGCUAUUGGAAGCAACUAAAAAAAAUAUGCUCACAAGAGCUUCUUAGCCCAAAACGUGUGCACUCAUUUCAAUCUAUAAGGGAAGAAAAAGUGUCCAAUUUAAUGAGAUAUAUUGCUACUAAGAAUGGAUCUUGUGUCAACCUUAGUGAUAAAGUGGCUUGCAUGACAAGUGCCAUCACUGCAAGGGCAGCUUUUGGUAAAAAAUGCAAGGACCAAGAAGAGUUCAUUUCCCUGGUCAAGAAACUUGUGAAAUUGUCUAAAGGUUUAAUUGUUCUUGAUUUUUUCCCUUCCCAAAAGUGGCUUCAUCUGAUCAGUGGAGUGAAACCUAGAUUGGAGAAGUUGCAUAGAAAAUUUGAUAUAAUUUUUGAAAACAUUAUCCGGGAGGCAGUACAAAAGCCUGGUGAAGUAGAAGUAGAGGCUCUUCUCAAUGUUCUUCUUAAUAUUAAAGAUCAUGAAGCCCUUGAAUGUCCCUUGACAAUCAACAACAUCAAAGCUGUAAUCUUGGAUUUAUUUGCUGCUGGAGGUGAUACAACAUCUGCAGUCAUAGAAUGGGCCAUUUCAGAAAUGGUGAAAAACCCAAGAGUAAUGAUCAAAGCUCAAGAAGAAGUUAGAGAAGCUUUUGGUAGCAAAGGAUACACUAAUGAAACAACUCUUCAAGAACUAAAAUUUCUGAGAGCAGUGAUCAAAGAAACACUUAGAUUACACCCUCCUUUUCCUCUUCUUCUCCCUAGAGAAUGUUUAGAAACUUGUGAGGUUGAAGGGUACACAAUUCCUGCUGGAACCAGGGUGAUAGUCAAUGCAUGGGCAAUUGGAAGAGACCCUAAUUACUGGGAUGAAGCAGAAAAGUUUUAUCCAGAGAGAUUCAUGGAUUGUGCUAUAGAUUACAAGGGUUUAAAUAUGGAAUUCAUACCCUUUGGUGGUGGAAGGAGAAUGUGCCCAGGAAUUUUGUUUGCUAUAUCAAGUAUUGAACUUUGUCUUGCACAGCUACUUUAUUACUAUAACUGGGAACUUCCAAAUGGAACCAUGGAAAACCUAGAAAUGACUGAAGCUUCGGGCUCUUCCUCAAGAAGGAAAAAAGAUCUUAUCUUAGUUCCAAUUUCUUACAAUCCCUUUUAA